Molecule: messenger RNA, 636 nt
Organism: Coccidioides immitis RS
Lineage: Eukaryota; Fungi; Ascomycota; Eurotiomycetes; Onygenales; Onygenaceae
Exons: 4
Coding region: 1-636 (211 amino acids)
Source: RefSeq, a predicted model, not a curated record
AUGUUUGUGAAUCUACAGAAAGCUCUUGAUGCAGUAUCUGUUGAGUGUAAAAGCUCUGAGCCACCAGACAUAAUUGAAGAAGAAUUACUUGAGUCUGAGUCUGACAAAAUAGAGUACAAGAGCCCUCCAUUACUAGCAGAAUCCAGCAGCAAUCCAGCACCACUACUAAUGUCUUCAGGCCUGUCCAGCUCCAGUAUAUUAGAAUCAAGAUUGGAUCAUGAAUUCUUUCUGCCUACAAAUAUAGUAAAAUUAACAGAAGAAGACAACACACUUGUACAGAAGCUGGUGAUACAGCUGCAGACCCAUCAUGGGUGCUCUACUGAGGCUCAUGCUGCAUUGAAGCUGCUCUCCAUGCCAACAGUAUCUCUCUUACAGAUGGCAAGCUGGAAAUGUUCAGAUAUCUUAGAGCAUGCCAGCAUGUCUUUCUAUUCUAUACAUGGAAUGUGCACAUCAGUAGAGUCUUUAGCUCAUGAGAAAGUAUCUUCAUGCCCUGCAAUUAUUGAUCUGGAAGAUGAUACCAUCCUGAUGCCAGCAUUUCUGCAUGUCAUGAUUGACAUUGAUAGUGCUGGUGUUCCUGACAAGCAAUCUGAAGAGUUCUCUUCAUCUGAAUCUCAUUUCAGUCUAGUGAAGAGAUGA